UCAACAACAUAUCAGCAAAAAAACAAUUCUACAACAAAAACUACACACUACGGUUUUGUUGUUGCUGCUAGAUAACUAAAAUUAACUGAUAUUACAGCAACAAAAAACAAACGAAAUUAACAUAAGAAAUAGUGUCAAAUGAAAGCGGUCUUCAUCGGGUAGUAAAAUUUCCAUUGUCUUGCUGUAUAACAAGCUAUAAAUCUAUAGCUUUAUAAAACAUUAUUCCUAAUUAAUAAAUCGCAACUGAUUUUUAUUGAAAAACCAUGGGUGAUAGCAGAAUUUGUGAUAUAAGCGAUGAAGUUCGCGCAAUAUUGAAGGAAUUCCGCUUUCGUAAAAGUAAACUCAACUCGGCUUUAAUAUUAAAAGUUGAUCGCGAAAAACAACUUGUUGUUAUCGAUGAUGCCAUUGAUGACAUUUCCGUCGAAGAUCUGCAGGAACAACUGCCCGGACAUCAGCCGCGCUACGUGAUCUACACCUAUAAAAUGGUUCACGACGAUUCUCGGAUAUCAUAUCCCAUGUGUUUUAUAUUCUAUACACCACGCGAUAGCCAAAUUGAAUUGCAAAUGAUGUACGCCUGUACCAAGAGUGCAUUGCAGCGUGAAAUCGAUCUAACUCGAGUCUAUGAGAUACGUGAAUUAGACGAAUUGACUGAAGACUGGCUGAAGGAGAAAUUGAGUAAAUAAAAAAAGAAACAACAGAGAAAAAAAGGACGUAUGGAAGGAGAUAUAAAAUGAAACAGUAAAAGCUCAGAGAUAUAAACAAAAUAAAUAUAUAAAUGUAACUCAAUCACAGCCAAUCAAGCAAUAUUUUUAAUCAAUAAUUUUAAAUAUCAAUAGCAAACAAUGUAAUAACAAUAUACAUAUAUAACUACAUAAGUAUAUAAAGUAAAUAUACAUAAAUAAUUUUAAUAUAUAUAUACAUACAUAUAUAAAUGACCUCCAUAUACCAACGAUUAUAUACCAAAUUUUUGUAUACCAACAAAAAACUCUUUUUUUACAAUAUCAUCUAAUUGUAUAAUGAAUAUUUUCCUUGCAAAACAAAAGACAAAAGCAUUUAUCGCUGUAUGAAUAAGUUCCUUGUAUUUAUUUGUACGUGACAUGUGUAUUUUUUUAAUUUAAAAUUUUCCAUAAUUUAUAUUUUUUUUAGUUUAUUAUCUUGACCAAAAACAAAGCUAAAAGGCUACUUUGAGAUUAGUAUGAACAUUUUUAGGAAAUUUUUUUUAUUAAUUUUUUUUAAUUCAAUUGUUUCCAUUUCCCAAUUGUUUGUGGGGCUAGUGUCGUUGUUCGACACUAACUUUGCGAUAAUUUUCUAUCUCUUAUUUGACAAAAACCUACCUUGCCAAAUUUUUCUAUGUACCAAUUUUUAAUUACAAAUAUGUAUUAUGCUAUUCAAAUACUUGCACAUUCUAAAUAAAAGAAAAAUACAAA
This is a messenger RNA of Musca domestica (house fly), 1427 nucleotides long. It is a transcript of the gene GMF, whose product is annotated as glia maturation factor gamma. The record is from RefSeq and is a predicted model, not a curated record. Gene Ontology annotation, molecular function: Arp2/3 complex binding; actin binding. The coding region runs from base 264 to 683 and encodes 139 amino acids. NCBI's taxonomy places the organism in Eukaryota, Metazoa, Arthropoda, Insecta, Diptera, Muscidae. Gene Ontology annotation, cellular component: actin cortical patch. Gene Ontology annotation, biological process: actin filament debranching; negative regulation of Arp2/3 complex-mediated actin nucleation. The transcript has 3 exons.